ACCUUGGUAUUUUUUAUAUCGUUCACACGUUUCUUGUGUCACUAUAAAUAUACAUAUCAAUAUGCAUACAUUAGCAACACAAAUAAAUCUUCAUAAGCAAAUUAUUUCAUCUCUAAUCACUUAUCAAUAAUCAUUAUUUUCUUAGUAAAAAUGUCUUCUCAUAGGUACUUUUCAAUGUUCUUCCAAACAUUAGUAUUUGCAGCUCUUGCAACCACAACAUUUUCAACACUCACAACAAAUUACUAUGACUACACAUGUCCCAACGCUUUGAGUACCAUUAGAAGUGUUGUGAAAGACGCUGUUCAAAAAGAGAACCGUAUCGGUGCUUCGAUACUACGCUUGCACUUUCAUGAUUGCUUUGUUAAUGGUUGUGAUGGUUCACUUCUUUUGGACUCUACAUCUUCCAUGGAUAGUGAGAAAAAUGCAAAUCCAAAUAUCAAUUCAGCUAGAGGAUUUGAAGUGGUGGAUGCAAUCAAGCAAGCUGUGGAUGAAGCAUGUGGCAAACCCGUUGUUUCUUGCGCAGAUAUAUUGGCUGUAGCUGCUAGAGACUCUGUUGUUGAGUUAGGAGGACCAUCAUGGAACGUAAGAUUAGGGAGAAAAGACUCUAAAACAGCAAGUCGUGCCGAUGCAGAUGCAAACAUACCCGGACCAUCUUUCAGCCUUUCACAACUCAUCGAAAACUUUGAAAACCAUGGCCUAAACAAAAAAGAUCUUGUCGCCCUUUCUGGAGCACACACGAUCGGAUUCUCACGUUGUCUUUUAUUUAGGGAUCGUAUCUACAACGAAAACAACAUCAAUUCUAACUUUGCACAACAACUUCAAAACAUUUGUCCAAGAGAAGGUGGAGACUCCAACCUUGCUCCUCUGGACAGUGUUACAUCGGCGAAAUUUGAUGUGGCCUAUUUCGCGGAUUUGAUUAAAAAGAAAGGGGUUCUUCAUUCUGAUCAAGAAUUGUUGAAUGGUGGUUAUACUAGUGCUUUGGUUAAAUUAUAUAGACAUAAUACUAGAGCUUUCUAUUAUGACUUUGCGAAAUCUAUGAUUAAGAUGGGAAAUAUUAAGCCACUUACUGGAAGUCAAGGUGAAAUUCGUUACAACUGCAGAAAAGCCAAUUAAUUAUGAUAUAUAUGGGUAUCGUUGUUCACUAUGAUAUAGUUUAUGAUAUUGUAAUAUUUUGGUAAAAUAAAAAAUGUAAUAUUAUUGUGUAUUACAUGAGAUUUUAUUCAUUUCUGUUUAA
This is a messenger RNA of Trifolium pratense (red clover), 1234 nucleotides long. Its product is annotated as peroxidase P7-like. Gene Ontology annotation, biological process: response to oxidative stress; hydrogen peroxide catabolic process. The record is from RefSeq and is a predicted model, not a curated record. Gene Ontology annotation, molecular function: heme binding; peroxidase activity. Bases 151 to 1113 code for a protein of 320 amino acids. The transcript has 3 exons. Lineage: Eukaryota; Viridiplantae; Streptophyta; Magnoliopsida; Fabales; Fabaceae.